Molecule: messenger RNA, 1830 nt
Organism: Micromonas pusilla CCMP1545
Lineage: Eukaryota; Viridiplantae; Chlorophyta; Mamiellophyceae; Mamiellales; Mamiellaceae
Exons: 1
Coding region: 1-1830 (609 amino acids)
Source: RefSeq, a predicted model, not a curated record
AUGACGCGCAUAGCGUCGUUCGAGGACGACGACCUCCCGAACAUCGUCGACGACCGCGUCACGAUGUCGUCCUUGUCCUCCUCCGACGACGACGGCGUCGACCCCCCCGCGUCGCGCUCCUUCCACCUCGGGGACUUUUCCCGGAGCGCGGGCGCCGCCGUCCGCGUGCGCUUCGGCGGCGGCGGCGACGACGACGACGACGACGACGACGACGCGAGCUACGACGCGACGGACGACUCGCUCGAUCGCGCGCGCGUGACCAUGGGGAUCGAGGCGUUCGAGGACUACGACGACGAGAUGCGUCGCCUGACGGGGAUGACCUUGGACGCGGACGACGACGCGGACGACGACGACGACGCGUCGCGAGGCUCGGUGGACACCCUCCGCGCGGCCGCGGCGUCGCCGUCGCGCGCGUCGCGCGCGUCGUCGUCGUCGCCGUCGCCGCCGCGGUCGAUGAAGACGGUCGCGAGGCCGGCGCGAUCCGCGCUGCGCCUGGGGUUCUUCGGCGGCGGCGGCGGCGGCGGCAGCGACCGCGGCGACCGCGACCGCGGCGGCGGCGACCGCGGUCUCGAGAAGAGCGACGACGCGAGAAAUUUCCUCCGCGACGACGGCUCCCCCUACAAAUACGUCGCGCCGUACGACGCGCCGCGGUCGCCCGCGCGCGCGCGCGACGCGCCGUCCUCAUCCUCGUUCGCGGGGGCGUUGUCCUCCCCGUCGUCGACGUCGUCGUCGUCGUCCGCGUUGACGUCCUCCUGGGACGGCGUCGACGCCCUCGCUUUGCGCGAGCGGCUCAAGGACUUCAUUCGAGAGAAGGCGCCGGCGACGAGCGAAGCGGACGUCGAACGGCUCGCGCGGGAGGAGGAGGAAAAAUUCGCGCUGGAGUACGCGAUGAUUCGCGCGGAUGACGUGGACCUCGCGACGCGCAGGGACUUUUUCGAGAUGCGAAAGGACGACAUCACGGAGCGCGGGGGGUUUCUCGUGAACUUUCUGGCGCGUCGAGGGACAGACGUCAAGGACUUCAUCAACGAGGGAAAGCCGCUCCCGCCUCCGGACGUCAAAGUCGUGCGCGCGUUGGAAGCGCAGAGGGAGAGAGACCCGGAGAGCUCGCCGUACGGUCCCGAAGAUAACAUCUACGCGCACCAGCAGUUCGUCGCGUUCGUGGUGCGAUACGAUCACGCCGUGCAGUGCGAGGAAACGGCGCGGUGGGAAAAUGUCUUCACGUGGCAGACGACGGCGCCGUUUGAAUUCGACGACGACCGCGCGUUCUCCACGGACGCCGCGAUGGACGAAAUCAAAGAAGCCUCGACGCUCAAGGGAAUAUCGAUAUUGUGCCCGGACCAGGAUAAGAGAGUCUCGUUCGAUAGGAAAUUCCCGCGGGCGGACCCUCUCGGUCCCACGUUUCUCACGCCGAGGGGUCGAAGCGUUCACGAACGCGGCGAAGCCGUCGUGAACGCGCGGCGACGACGCGAGGUCCUCAGCCUCCGCGCGACGGCGUCACCGAAGGAGACGUGCGAGCGCCGCGUCUGCCGCGGGUGGAUCAAUCGGACGUGCGGCGGCAAGGACGCGCGCGGCCGCGCGUGUCUUCACGGGUCGCACCCUGGCUCGGCCGCGGACAGGCGAGCGACCGCGGCCGCGAGAGAGGAGGCGCGUUCGAUCCCGCGGCAGUUUCGAUCCCCGACCUCCACGACGCCUUUCAUCUCCAACCCGCCAACCGACGCGCCCCUCACAACGCCACCCCGUCGUCGGUUUGGUCCAGGGGGAAGUAGACCGCGGCGCGCGUACGCCGCGGCCGCUCCUCGCGCGCGGCGCGAUGAAGCCGUAUAUCCCUAG